CAAACUGUUUAUCAUUGUGUUUGUGUAAUUUAUUCGAUACAACGUAUGGGAGUUUGAAGUGUUUUUUUAAAACAGGUUUUAGUUUGUUUCUGCUAUAGUGAUUUGUAGGAUAUUUUAACUUUUAGUGCAGUCAGUCAGCAAUAUUUGGUUGGAUUAACUUCAGCAGCAAGAAUAUGUAAACCUUACUGCAAAAUUCUACGAUAUUGUUUUACCACAAAACAUUUCUAAAAAUGUCGUACUUGCUAACAUCCUGUCAAGGACAUUUUACAACGUUGCUCAUCAUUAUCUUUGCACUGGUUUCCAACAUUUAUGGUGCUGAUCCCAUCUACUCGCCGCAAACGCUCACAGACACGAGUGGAAACAAUGCGGACAACUCAUCGACGAUCACGUGGGCUAGUCUGCCAGCUGGGAAGUCGUUUACAGCCGGCAGUCCGUCGAGAGUCAGUGAAGGCUUAAAAGCCUACUAUGACUUUGUUCACAGCUUCAUAAAUUCAGUGUUUAUGAAAGGAUUUCCAGAUGAUUUAAUUGAAAAGGGUCUGGAAGGUGACUUUGAUUCAAUCGUCAGUAGUUACCAGUCCUAUAUUUCAUAUUUCAUCGGCUUUGGAAUAUGCGUCGCUGUCGGAGUGCUGUUUUUGCUCAUUUUCCCUAUUGUCGCCUGCUGUUUCUGCUGCUGUCGUUUGUGUGGGAAUUGUGGCGGGAAAAGGCAACAGUUGCAGAAAAAUGCUGACAGUGUCUGCAGAAAAUACACAUUCGCCGGCAUUCUUUUCGUGUCAACCGUAUUUGUAAUGGUCGGAACGAUAUGUAUCUACAUUAAUAAUGAAAACAUGACGACCACGCUAAACAAUAUACCAGAUACAGCAGAAGAUAAUCUCAAUGACGUCAGAACAUUUGUCAACAAUACCGUCAAUGAAGCAACACAUAUAGUGACAGAAAAUUUCCAGUUUGUACAGACAGCUUUGUUUAGGGACCUUGAUAAUAUUGCGUUCCUGGUUGGCCUGACACUGAAGACCGAUAUAGAGGACAAUACAAAUAUCACCAACACUCUGACGUCCGCUUAUUCUUUGGCAGACAGUUUAGACAAUGCAGAUGCAGCGCUGUCAGCGAUUGAGUCGAACAAAACAGCUAUGGAGACAGCGAUCACUGACCUUCAAACUGCACUGACGAACGUCACUAACACCCUUAAUACUGUAUUUGCAAAUUGUGGUGCAAGCUGUCCUGCCGGAGGAAGACCGGAUUACAACGGAACUUCACCGGACAUAGACACAAGUGCUUUUCCAGAUCUGAGCGACGCCCGAACAAGUAUGGACGACGCAAAAGGAACUAAUCUUACAGAGGAGAUUGUUAAUGGAGAAGCAGAAGUUGAUGAUAUACCAGACAGAGUAGCCCGUGAUUCUAACACGACACGAGAAGAUUUAAAGACGACUAUAUCAGAUCUAAGUGACGAUUUGGAGGAUAUUGUUGAUCAAAUCUCGGAUGUUAAUAAUCGGAUAAGCGGGGAGAAUGCUACUAUUGACCUUGAUAAACUGAUACUUGAUAUAAAGGACUACAAAGAGAUGUUAGAGACAUAUGACAAAUACAGGUGGUAUGGCGGAGUAGGUCUGGCUUCUAUAUGCUUGCUGGUUAUUGUAUUCGCCAUAUUUGGACUGCUUUUCGGAAUCUUUGGAACGAGUACAAGCACACCACCAGAUCAGCGAGGGUGUAUCUCAAACUGUGGUGGAAUAAUGCUUAUGGUCUCUGCGGCUUUGAUCUUCAUAUUUUCGGCCUUAUUGAUGUUGCUGACAUUCUUAACCUUUAUACCUGGAGCUCCAAUCCACAAAGUCUUUUGUGAACCAGUGACAGACCUAGAGGAGCUGGAAAGGUAUCUGACAAUUUACAACGACCAGCAAGUUGGAGAAGGCAAAUAUUUCUUUGCAGAUAUUGUACUUGGUAACGACACAAUACCUCUGACAGUCACAGACGCAUUAAAGAAUUGCAAGGACGGACAAGGUGCAUUCACUGCAUUCAAACUAGACAACAGAUUCGACUUGACAGAUAUGCUAAAUUACUCCAAGACACUAGAUGUACAGGCUGAAGUCGAUGCCAUCAACGUCAACCUUUCAUCUGUAAAAAUUUACUCAUCCAGUCUUCAGACACAAUUAAGUGACCUAAAAGACGCAGUGAAUAUCAGUUUUACGGACUUCUAUACUGAGCUGGAUUCAAAUAUAACAACAGUAAAUUUGAGCAGCCUAGCUGAUGAUUUGGAUGCUUAUGCUGAUACGAUACCCGGUUCCCCAACACAAAAAGCUGAUAUCAAAGCUGAAGCAAAUAAAUUGCGAACAAUUGAGGCGGAAGAGUAUGCCUAUGUUGAAAGUAAUGUGACGGCCUUGAAUACAUCUGUAGCUGAAAUGGACGCUGUUGUUUCUAAUAUUCCGACUUUGGUGGACAAUUUAGACUAUGGACUUCAAACUGCGGAUAAUUAUAUUCAAAAUAACGGAAGUGACGUAGUGAGAUCGAUUUUGAAUACCUACGUCAAUCGUCUGCUUGGUAUAAUAGAUUCGUAUGUAGCAUUCACAGAUGAUGCGGUCAAGAACCAGUUGGGAUCAUGUGAGCCUGUUUGGAACAUUUACAAUUCCCUGCUUGUGUACACAUUUUGCUAUAAUUUUAUGGAUUGCUUCAAUGGAUUCUGGUUUUCACUAGGAUGGGUCAUCUUCUUCUUCAUGCCGUCUGUUAUCUUUUCUGUGAAGCUAGCCAAAUAUUUCAGACAAAUGGACCGGGCAGAUGAGAGUCUGUUAGACUCGGACACACCUCCACCACCAUAUUCAGCAAACGGUGGAAAGAACCCUAAUGCAGGGUUAGGACAAGAUCCUGUGUCACAAGAUAUGCCGUCAAAGGCAAAGUUUUGGAUGAGGAACAACAGGGUUUCUCACAGAGACAACGUUGAUGAUUGGUAGGAUUAGACUUUUCCCAAAGCUCAACCUUUCUGUUGCCAGCUUCUUUUUAUCCAUCGCAAUUUUUGUACUGUAUUUAUUUUAUGCUGUGACAUUUUCUAUCUGUGAUAUUUGUAUUUAGUUUUUGUUUUAAGUUUUCCACUUCUAGUAUUAUAUUUUAGUUUUAUUUGAAUCAUUGACCUAAUGUAUUUUAUGACGUAGUUUUAAGCUAUAAGAGUAACAUCUGUUACUUACGAACAACUUAUUGACGUGUAUUAAUCAGUCAGUCAAGGGUGUGACAAAAUUGUCUCCUUAAGGCAGAUGGCUGCUUUAAUCAGGUGAAGGUUAGAGGAACGUGGCAUUUUGUAAAAUUAGCUGGCUGGUCGCUUAUUGCAAAUUGCUACUUAAUGCAGGUAGCCUCUAAAGCAAGUUUAAGAAAAUAUAUUACGCUGAAAAUAUGUAUAAUAGCAAAGCAAGGGAGGAAACCCUUAUAGUCUUCUCUAAAAUUUAUGCUUUUGUUAUUGGACAUUUAUCGAGAAGAUCAACUGCGGUACGAUAAAAGUUGGAGGCUGGUCGAGUUGAAUGUCACCUUACCUUUUCCCACGGCCUGUAACAUGCAGCAAUGCUCUUUCCACUGCUAGAAGCAAGUGCUGUGUGGUACUUUUUGUCGAUGGAUAUUAGACGUAGAUGCCGUGUUAUUGCUUUGCUUUUAGCAAUUUCAUACAUAGUUUAAUAAUGCCGUCCCGAAAGAUUAAUUACCAAAUAUUGAUAUACCUUCAUUCUUUUUCUAAAUUUUUACUCUUUUUUGACUUUUGUUGCUUUUUUUUGUUUUGCUUGCAAUAUAUAUAUACCAUUGUCAUGUGAUUUAUUGUCUAUUUUAUCAGUGUGUAAAUACUCAUACAAGGAGUGAAGGAGUUUACAAUAUUUUGGAAUAUACAUGGUAUUACUUCAAGUUUAGUUUUCGUUGGCAGCUAAGUCAUUAAGUCAUCUUUUGGCUAGAAUUAAGUAACGGAGACGUUUGGUUAUUUUCCAGUUAAUUUACAAACAAAACCAAAACAUGCUUCAUUGACUUGCAUUCAUAUAAAGUCAUACUUCGACAUUCAGUAAUGUAAGACACGUGAGAGUGUUUCACCAUGUUGUUAUUUAAAUAUCUUUUCAACACUUGUCAAAAAUAGUAUUUUGUUUUAGGUUUAAAAUUGUUAAUGACAGAUGAGAAUAUUUUAUCACGUAUUUAUAUAUAUUUAUAUUGCAUAUUGCAUUCACAUUUUGUAUUUGAUACAAACAUAUCGUCACCUCAGAGCUAAAAGUGAUAAACUGUACUGAUAUAAAGAAACAGUUAAGGAUACAAGAACAUAUAUUUUAUAAGGAGAUAGUAAGUUUAGUGUAUUCACAACAUAAAAUAACUAAACAAAUGUUGCAUAAUGGCUACUUCUCAAAUUGAUAUUUCACACCAUUAUAUGUUUAAUUCACAUGAUAUUUAAGAACGAUUUUAUGCUAAAAGUUUGACUUUUAAAGGCUCUAAAAUAGUAGAUUGUCUUAAGACUGUGUAGUAACUCACGAUGUGCUUUGUGUGUCAGUUGUUUAAGUGCUUUCCUUCACUUCACCACUGGAUGCUUUAUUGCCUCAAACAAACUUUCACAAACGACAUUUCAACCUUUUACACAAUGCAAAACCACAUUACAUAGGGAUAUUCUGCGAAACUUAACAUAGACCUGGAGAACAUUCUAGAAUCUUAUCUGAAAUAAAAAAGUAAUGGAAAUAAAAAGAAAACUUUUCUUUUACAAACAAUAAAUAAACGUUUUUGUUUCUGUGUUGAUAUUUAGUAUUGUAAUAUUGCCACAUAAGUUGGUGACAAAACCCUAUGUUUAAUGGUUUAGUACUGAUGAUAUGGACUUUUUCACUAUUUUUCCUUUCUUGAUUUUAAAAAAUCAAUGUUAUCUUUAGAUGUCAAUGCUUUUCAGAUUUGUAACGGGCGUUAACGUUUCAUUCUAACUGUAAAUGUGAUUACAACCCAUUAAGUUCUUUUUUUAGCUCACGUGAACCAAAGGUUCAGAGUGAGCUGCUCGUAAUGGCUGAUAGUCCGGCAUCCAUUAUCUUGUGGUUGGCGUCUAUCAUCAUCGUGUUUCUUUCAACAUCAUCUCAUCUGAAGAAGCAGCUAGCUAGAAUUACACCAAAUGCAACCUGAAACAUUUAUAUAACGUCUUCGCUUAAGAUUCUGUUUGAACCUUCUUAGCUGCCACCAUAGCUAAAAGAAGAAAAGGUAACAUUUCAACAACCUCUCCUCAUCAGUCACUUGAUGAAUUUCCACCAAACUUGAAUACGUGGUAUCACUGUAGGGACCUCUAUCAGGUUUGCUCAAUGGCUCUUCUUGGUACCUUAAAGUGGUCCGUAGCAUCUCUUUAUACUAGAACUCUUUCAAUUUAGAAAAGCUCCUUUUACAUGUAGGGGCCACCAAACUAAAGAAGGUAAGGUGAGCGACUGUGGGCCUUUUUGUUCUACUUUUUAUAUUUGUAGUUUUUAGAUAUUUUGAUAUUCAUUCAUAACCGUAAAUUUCUAUUUUUUCAAACAAUCAUAUUGGAACAUUAUAUAUGUGCGCCUCUUUAGAUACGGCUUUUUCUUUUUCGAUUUCGAUCUUCUGUUUUGCUUUCAUAUAUUUCGUAUAUUUAUGUCAAUCAAAAAAUCAGAAAACUCAUAUUCUUUGUUUUACUAUAAGUGUCAUUUAAAUAUUGUAUACAGCAUGCACAUUUCUUUGACUGUAAUUUCGGAUUGAUUUCUCUUGUGAAUGAAUACGUAAGUUCGAUAAGAAACUACGUUAUAUCAUACAAACUAUAUUUUCAUUUCAAAGAUGAUUAGAGUAACUUUAUAAAAGGUAUUAGUACGUCCUACAUUUUAUAAAAUAGUUUUCAGUUUUGUCAGCGGACAGCAUGUAAAGAAUCCGCUUUACAGGAUGGUAUAUAUUCACUCUCGGAAAAUAUUUAUAACAUUUGAACAUUAUGUAUAAUUUUAAACUAAAUUUAGCCUUGAUCAAGGAAAUCAUAUAUAAUUGCAAUGGUAGUGGGAUACUAAUGUCUUGACGCGCGUUUAAAACAAUUACUGAAUCUAUUCUGAAAAAUAAAUAGAUACAUUAAUAUGUAUUUGAUUCACUAAAUAAGUGAUUAAUAUAAAGAAAAAUGAAACAAUGUCCAAUAUAUACGAAUCCACAUUAUUUCAGCGCAUCAUCACCCAUUCCACCUUUCCCAUCAAAAGAAUCACGUGACUGUCUUGAGCAGGUACCGUCAAAUUUAUAUGAAGCUAGG
Molecule: messenger RNA, 6202 nt
Organism: Mercenaria mercenaria
Lineage: Eukaryota; Metazoa; Mollusca; Bivalvia; Venerida; Veneridae
Product: prominin-1-A-like
Exons: 26
Coding region: 231-2930 (899 amino acids)
Cellular component (GO): membrane
Source: RefSeq, a predicted model, not a curated record